AUGUACUCUUUCAACGAGUCCAUUAUACGGCAAGCCUCACGCGGUGGUGGAACCUUCCCAAUGCGAGGGCAGACAUUAAUAGAGCACCCACGGAAAUGUGUAAUGUGUAAAGCCUGUAUAGUCAAGCUGUCCACCAUUCUUGAUCAAUAUGGGGACGUAACCCCUUUUUUUCCAAAGUUCACCGCACAUCCAAAAAAAUGCAUUAUAAAAGAGAAAUCCUUGUCGAGAGGCCGUAUCCGAACAGGCAGUUAUCUUCGAUGUUUAGUCGAAGUUCUUUCACGGUCUUCCUCUGGGAUGGAGCACAGCUAUAAUUAUCUUACAUCGGUGCUUUUCAAAACAGCCUGCGACAAUAUCAAAUACGGUAGACGCAGUGCAGCACUCUUGACCAGAGGAAUAAGGGCAGUCUAG
Chondrus crispus (carragheen) is the source of this 408-nucleotide messenger RNA. RefSeq lists its product as hypothetical. NCBI's taxonomy places the organism in Eukaryota, Rhodophyta, Florideophyceae, Gigartinales, Gigartinaceae. The coding region runs from base 1 to 408 and encodes 135 amino acids. The record is from RefSeq and is a predicted model, not a curated record. The transcript has a single exon.